AUGUGGUUUAAAUUUUUCAGCAAAUAAUCAUGGAAUCUUAGAAUCUGGAGAAAAUGUAACCUUAAAUUUAAUUAAGAUGAUUAAGGUAUGCUUAGACACAAAGGUAUUGGAAGAUACACAGAUUUCUUAUUUAGAAUGGUUAGAAACGAAGGACCUAUUAGAGGAUCAAUGUUCUUUAUUGGGUUCGGUCUUGCUUCUUCAGUAGGUUAUGUAUUUAAUAAUUAUAUUGAUCCAUAUUUUUUUGAAUCUGGUAGAAUAUAAGCUGCCAUCGAUUUAAAAUAAAAUGAUGAACAAGCAGUAUCAAAAUUAUUUUUCAAUAGAUUCGGUGCGCCUUCUAGGCCUCUUAGAAGUUUAGAAGAUAUGAUUGCAUUUUUGAGUGGUUCAGUUACUUAUGAUUAACUUGCUGAUUUCACUUCAUAUAGUCAUGCAAUGGAUGUAAAUGCUGAUUAAUAAGCCGGUCUUGAUUCUUGGAUGAGUCAAAAUGAUCUAAAUAUGCUUAAAUAUUAUUAAAAAUCAAUUGGAAAAAAAGUAGAAGGAAUUUGAAUUAUAUAAGAAUAAAAAUAUAUUCAUAGUACAAAUUGUUCUUUUUUACAUUUAUAUUUUAAAAAGGAAAAUAAUAAAUUUAAAAAAAUACUUUAUAUCUUUUUUUAUUAAAUAAAAAUAAAAAAGAUCCAUUU
This is a messenger RNA of Ichthyophthirius multifiliis, 677 nucleotides long. RefSeq lists its product as hypothetical. The record is from RefSeq and is a predicted model, not a curated record. The transcript is spliced from 4 exons. NCBI's taxonomy places the organism in Eukaryota, Ciliophora, Oligohymenophorea, Hymenostomatida.